Messenger RNA from Physella acuta, 3673 nucleotides. RefSeq names its product nardilysin. Gene Ontology annotation, biological process: proteolysis. The record is from RefSeq and is a predicted model, not a curated record. Gene Ontology annotation, molecular function: metal ion binding; metalloendopeptidase activity. Lineage: Eukaryota; Metazoa; Mollusca; Gastropoda; Physidae.
GUGUGUUUUCGUUUACUUGCGCAGGAAAGGACGGACAUCUUCAUAAGUUUUAUUUACUAAUAUUUACGAACAGGUUUAAAUUAAAUCUGGAUCUGCUCCUGUUACCAACAUCAAACAAAUAUCCAAGUUUUUAAAUCAACUGUGGAAAAUGAAGCCUAGAGGUAGAGAAAGAAGAGGGCGGCCAAAAAGAAACAGAUCCACCACCAUGAUUGAAAUUGUUAAGCCCCCUGCUGACUCUAGGGGAUACAGAGUUGUGAUCUUGCCAAAUGGAAUAACAGCAAUGCUCAUCUCAGAAAACUCAUCUUUCAUAACAAACUCAAAAAGAUUAAAUCCUACAGAACUUAUGGAGAUUGAUGAAUUGUACAGUGAUGGGGAGGCAGCAGCCGCAUUGUGUAUUGGUGUAGGAAGUUUCUCAGAUCUACCAGAGAUACCAGGAUUUGCACACUUUAUGGAACAUAUGGUUUUUAUGGGCAGCAAGAAAUUCCCAAAAGAAAACUACUGGGACGAUUAUCUUGCACAGAAUGGCGGAGAAUCAAAUGCAUGGACAGAUUGUGAAAGGACCUGCUUCUUCUUUGUUUGCCACCAAAAUUCAUUUAUCAAAGCUUUGGAUAUUUUUGCCCAGUUUUUCAUCAGCCCUCUCUUCAACAAGAACUCUGUUGAUCGUGAAAUUUUGGCUGUGGAUAACGAAUUUCAGAUGGUAUCAAGCAGAGACAAUGAAAGAAUGAGAAGCAUUAUGGCAUAUGAGCUGGUAGAAACUGGACAUCCUAUGGCUAAAUUUAUGGCAGGCAACAAAAAAUCUCUGAAAGAUGAUCCGCUAAAAAACAACAUCAAUGUGUACGAGCAGCUGCACAGCUUUUACCGUAGAAUGUAUUCAGCCCACUAUAUGACCUUAGUAGUCCACGCCAUGGAUGAUCUCGAUACAAUAGAAAAUUAUAUUAUUCGAAUAUUUUCUCCUAUUCCCAAUAAUGAGAUUCCUCGGCCUAAAUUUAUUAAGCCUCCUUUCCAAGAGAAGAAAUUAAACAAACUUGUAAAGGUGAUACCAAUAGAGGAUGUACACAAGAUGGAGAUUAUCUGGGCGUUGCCGCCCCUCAUGGAGCACUACAGGGCUAGAGUUAUUGAAUAUUUAUCAUUGGUUAUUGGCCAUGAAGGAAAAGGUAGUAUUCUGUCCUACUUACAGAAGAGGCACCUAGCCUUAGAAAUAGCGGGUGGAAAUGAUAUGACUGGCUACACACACAAUUCCACUUGGUCUGCUUUCAUUCUUACCAUCAAACUGACUGAGCAUGGCUUUCUCAACUAUGAGGAGGUUCUAGAGGUGAUAUUCCAGUACAUUAAUAUCCUGAAAGUGACCCUCCCUGCGCAUGUAUUUGAGGAACAGAAACACAUUCAAGAAACAAAGUAUAUUUUUAAGGAGCAGGAAUCCAUCUAUAACUAUGUAGAAGAACUAGCUGAGAACAUGCACAUGUUUCCACCUGAACAUUACCUGUGCGGCCGCAACUUGUUUUUUGAGUACAAUGAACAGCUGAUACGAGAUUGCUUGGAUUUCCUGAGACCCCAGGGCAUGAUGGUGAUGUUGUUUAACCAAGAGUACAGCCAGCUCCCAAACCUCUGUGAGGAACCUUGGCUGGGCACCAAGUACCUGGCUCAAAGUGUUGAUGAUGCUUUAAUAACAAGGCUUCUGAAUGUGAGUCCAAAUCCAGAACUAAAAUUACCAGAUCCAAAUCCAUAUAUUGCCACAGAUUUUAGUCUCAUUAAAGUCAAAAAGUCAAGUAAAUACCCUGUGGUUGUAAUGAACAAGGAUGGCCUACGUAUGUGGUACAAAAAAGACAACACGUAUCACAUGCCAAACGCUUACAUCUACUUUCACUUUAUCAGUCCUGCUAUAUCAAAGAAUGAACAUAGCAUUGCCCUUGGUGAUGUGUACAUGACACUGUUGCUACAACAGCUGACAGAAACUCUAUACAACGCCACACUGGCAGGAUAUGAGUACUCCUUUGAUGGCACACCAGAAGGGGUCAUUUUUAUUAUUGGAGGCUACAGUGAAAAAAUUAAGCUUGUCGCCGCAGACAUGCUGAAAGUGUUCCAGAACUUUCAAACCAACGAAGACAAUUUUAACUCCGUAUUGACCCACCUCAAGCAGUUCUACAUCAAUAAGCUGAUAAAACCAGUGGAACUCGCCAGCUCUGUGCGCUACCGUCUGUUAGAGCAGAAAGACCCAUCAUUAUGUAACAGGUACAAGCACUUGGACAGCGUGAACUACUCGAUGCUGAAAGAGUUUGUGGAGGAGAUGUUCUCAUCUUUAUUCAUUGAAGGAUUUGUCACAGGGAAUCUAUUCCCCCAGGAUGCCCUUGACAUUGGUGAACUGGCUCUGCCAUUGAUAAAGAAACCUCUACCGUUUGAAGAUAUUCCCAAGCCCUUGGUGUUGGAGCUGCCUGAAGGGGACUUCAAGUGUUUUAUGUCAUCUGUCAACAAAGAGGACACCAACUCCUGUGUGGUGCACUACUAUCAGCUAGGGCUGGGCAGCAUUAUGAAUACAUGUCUCAAUGACCUGCUGGCAGCGGCCAUGAAUGAGCCAUUGUUUAACGUACUCCGUACAGAGUUCCAGCUUGGAUACAGCGUCUACUGCCAGCCCUGUACCACCCACGGGGUGUUAGGUUUUCUCUUGGUGGUGGAGAGUCAGGCCAACAAAUUCAGUAUGAAAAGUAUUGAUGAAAUUAUGACCAAGUUUUUAAGAGAUUUUGAAAAAAACAUUGAAGAAAUGCCUCCUGCUAAAUUUAAAGAUAUGGUUGAAAGCCACGCCUCAGUCAAGAUUUCAGAAGAUGCAGACCUUUAUGAUGAGUCAAGUGCUUACUGGCAUGAAAUUGUUAAACAGAGCUACAUGUUUGAUAGACUCAAACUUGAGUAUGAAGCCUUGCAACAGCUGACACAGAAAGACCUUCUCAACUGGUAUAAGCAACUGAUCUCAAACAAACAAAGGAAGUUGUCUGUUAUGAUUGAAGGCUGCAGUAGAUCUAAAGUCAGCUGCGGCGACGCCCCCACUGACAUGGAACCUUCCCUGAAAACCAUCAGGACAGGCAUCAAAGAGUUUAAAGCUGCCAUCAAGUCAGCCAUCACCAUGAGGCCCCUGUGUAAGGUCACAUCAAAGACUGACCUGGUAGAGCUACAGAACCUGGGGGUCAACUACAUCACAGACAUGUGUGAGUUCAAGAGUAAGAUGACCCUGCUGCCACACCAUGUCAUCAACAAGUGAUGCUGGCACCGUCCUUGGACUUGUGACGACGCCUUUGGCUGCGAGUGAUAGAUAAUGUUCAUUUAUGUGGAUUUUUAAGAACCAUCGGAACUGGUUUUAUGUUAUAACUAGAACAAAAAUAUUUUUGAAAACAUUAAUGUGUGUAACAAAAAUCAAAAGCAAAAUGGAUUUACUUUGUGACCUUGUUGUUCUAUGGCAUUCAUUUUAGAGUGUGCAAUAGAAUAUCUGAUCAAAAAUUGUAAAAUUGAAUGUUUUUGUGGCUUAAUGUAAUCUCCAGAUACAUUGAUUUGCUUUAUUUUACAUGAGAGAGAUUGUAUGUAUUUAUUAUAUAACAUCCGAAUUUGUUUACUACAAUUUAAAAAAAGAUUGAUUUGUGUAAAUACAUCAGAAUCAUGUCUAUUACAUCUUCCAAUAUUAAAAAAAAUA